AUGCAUGUUUCCAGGAUGACAAUGGCUGAGAAUCAGAUUCAGUUCAGUAAUCACACAUUAGACAAGGCCACAAAGGCCAAGGUAACUCUGGAAAAUUAUUACAGUAAUCUUCUCCUUCAGCAUAUGGAGAGGAAACAGAGGUAUGACAAGUUAGAAGAGACCAUGGAGGCAGAGGGGUUGUCUGAAGCUCAGAAAGCAGAGAAGAGAUUACAACAUGCACAGAAAGAAACAGAGUUUUUGAGGUUGAAGCGGUCCCGACUUGGUGUUGAGGAUUUUGAGCCCCUAAAAGUGAUUGGGAGAGGGGCUUUUGGGGAGGUCCGUUUGGUGCAAAAGAAAGAUACUGGUCAUGUAUAUGCCAUGAAGAUCUUGAGGAAGUCAAGCAUGUUGGAAAAAGAGCAAGUGGCUCAUGUGAGAGCUGAAAGAGAUGUUCUUGUGGAAGCAGAUCAUCAGUGGGUGGUGAAGAUGUAUUACAGCUUUCAAGAUCCCAUGAAUCUCUACCUCAUUAUGGAAUUCCUCCCUGGUGGUGAUAUGAUGACACUACUGAUGAAAAAGGAUACCCUUUCAGAAGAGUGUACAGAGUUCUACAUAGCAGAGACUGCCUUGGCUAUUGACUCCAUCCACAAGUUGGGAUUCAUUCAUAGGGAUAUCAAGCCUGACAACCUGCUCCUUGAUGCAAGAGGGCAUAUCAAGCUUUCAGACUUUGGACUCUGUACAGGAUUGAAAAAAUCCCAUCGCACUGAGUUUUACAGGGAUUUGAGACAAGCAAAUCCAUCUGAUUUCACUAUGAACCCAAUGGAUAGUAAGAGGAGAGCAGAAUCAUGGAAAAGGAACAGAAGAGCUCUUGCAUACAGCACUGUGGGAACUCCAGAUUACAUUGCUCCUGAGGUAUUCCUUCAAACAGGCUAUAGCUCUGCUUGUGACUGGUGGAGCCUAGGAGUCAUCAUGUAUGAGAUGCUCAUAGGAUAUCCUCCAUUCUGCAGUGAAAACCCUCAGGAAACUUAUAGGAAAGUGAUGAACUGGAAGGAUACGUUGGUUUUCCCUCCUGAAGUGCCCAUAUCAGAAGAGGCCAAGGACUGCAUUCUAAAGUUCUGUUGUGAGGCUGAACGGCGUCUGGGAGCUCAUGGAGGAGUGGAGGAGAUCAAGAAAAUUCCCUUUUUUCGCAAAGGAGUUGAUUGGGAACACAUUCGUGAACGUCCAGCUGCAAUCCCUGUGGAAGUCAAAUCCAUUGAUGACACUUCCAACUUUGAUGACUUCCCUGAUGUUGAUCUGAAGAUUCCGUCCUAUCCAACCAACGAAGAGGAAGAGGGUGGCUACAAAGACUGGGUAUUUAUCAACUAUACCUUCAAGAGGUUUGAGGGUCUCACUCAAAGAGUGGGACUGUACCGAUGGCCACCUUUGGCCAGUGGGCCAAUGGCCGAUGGCCGAUUUUCAUCUCAACCAUCAGUUCAGAAGAUCAUGUCCUUGCAGCUAGUGAAACUGUGCACUGCCCUCAUACAGGACAUAUUUGGCUCUGUGGUGAGCAAUGUUGUUCACUUUCUCCUCAAGAGUGGAUCUAUUCCUCUAUCCUUAAUUAAGGUGGAUUUACCACAGGACAAGGUGAAGCAAGCCUUGUGUACCCUGAUUCAAUACAAUCUGGUUACAUUUGAGAUGGGGCUCAGGGGUGUCAUUGAGUAUUUGCUUGCUGUGAAGACUCUGCAUGGUGAUGAAGCAGAAAUGCUGAUUGAGGUCCUUCUUCACCAAGGACGUGCUACUAUGUCUCACAUCAUUUGGAAUGCAGCCUUGAAGUUAAAUAAUGAUGCAUCAAAAAGUGAUGGGAAAACCAUUUCAGUGAUGGCUCUUAUGGAGCUUUUCAAGACAUUGGCAUCCCUGCAAUUCAUUAAGAGAUGCUCCAAUAUCAAGCCAGUUGCUGCAGAUCCUUCAAAGGUGAUGACUCAAACUACAGAAAAGGAUUCAUUCAUGGUACCUGCAAUAGAUCCGAUCAGUCUCCAGCUUGCUCUCCAGGCAAAAGCUGAGAAUUUAGAAUGCCAGCCAGAUGAUGGCAUUUACUGGCAUGUUAAUAUGAAGAGAUUUGAUCUUGAAUUCCGAGAUCAGAUUUUGAUAUCAGCUGCCAGUCGUCGGAUUGAUGAACAUGCAGGACAAUUAGAACAAGUUCUUCUUAAUAUAGCUGAGGAGAGAGGAGAUCCUUGGAAGCCAGAAUCUCCAGUUAUCUCCUUCAUUGACAUCAAGACUCACAUCCAGAAAGUUGCUUCAAAUUCUGAACUUCAUCAGUAUAUGGAUCAGUAUCUGCAUGUCUUAGAGGAAGACAGCAUGAAAUUCAUUGCCAAGAGGGGAGAUGCAGGUGGGGGAGAAUAUGUUCUUACACUAGAAAAGUGCUUCACUCAACUCGCUUGGGCAGCUCUUGAGAGCAUUGUGAUGGAGCGUUUUGGGUCCAAUGCAGCACGAAUCUUCAGGCUAAUCAAGAUCAAGAAAUAUGUGGAGCAAGAUAUGAUUCAAGAGCUAGCAAUGAUAGCAGGGAAGGAAUCCAAGUUGCUUACGUAUAAACUUCUCGAGGGAGGAUUUGUGCAGCUCAAGGAAAUUCGCAAAAGUCUCUCCAACACAGGACCAAAUAAGUCUUUCUAUCUGUUUUACAUCAAUCUCAAUCAAGUUGUCCGAAUGCUUCUGGAACUGAGCUACAAAGCCAUCUUGAAUGCAAUUUGUAGAAGACAUAUGGAAGUGGACGAGCAUUAUCGUCUCUUGGAUAAGCAACAGAGGCUUGAUUCUAUUCUGCAGUCACUUCAGGAACAGAAUGCAUCACAAGAGCAGAUGGAUGAUAUUGAAGAGAUGAUGACUCCACCAGAGAAAGCCCUUCUUGAAAAUGUCCAGGCCAUCACCGACAAGCUUUCACAUUCUGAACUCCAAGUCGAAGAGACUUUGUUCUUGCUUCAAAUGUUCCUUCAUUAUCAAACUAUUCGGUGACAAGCAUAACUGGUGACAGGCAGAAUUGUGAGGGGAUGUGUCAAGCAUGAGUCAGAUGAUGUUGACAUCUCUUCGGUGAAGAAUUUUUGCUUCCCCCCUCUCCCCAACUAUUAUCGUUGGAGAAUAUGGACAUGCUGACUUCUGUGAUUGCCGCCCUAUUUGAAGUUGCUUCGUGAGUCCGAAGCAAAUAAUAUUAUGCAUUGGAAAAUAGAAAAGAGC
Messenger RNA from Darwinula stevensoni, 3174 nucleotides. The record is from the annotation of a GenBank genome assembly. NCBI's taxonomy places the organism in Eukaryota, Metazoa, Arthropoda, Ostracoda, Podocopida, Darwinulidae.